This is a messenger RNA of Gryllus bimaculatus (two-spotted cricket), 8404 nucleotides long. The record is from the annotation of a GenBank genome assembly. Lineage: Eukaryota; Metazoa; Arthropoda; Insecta; Orthoptera; Gryllidae.
UAAUAGUAAAUAUUGCUUCCAAAAGCAAAUGCAAAUUGUAUUCUAAUGUUAAUUUUAAGGCCUGAGACUAUAAAAUUUAAGACAGAUGAAGCCAACACUUGAUGCAUUUGUAAUUGAACUGUAUUUUACAAAACAAAAUCAUCUUGAUGAUCAUGAAUUGUUUUAAGAUAAAUCCAAAAAGAGUAUUCAUUGCACAAAAAUUCAAGUGAAGUGUUUGAUUCAUGUCAAUGAAUUAUUACAAAACCCAAAACUGAAUGUUUCUUUACUGUUUAAACCCAUUAAAACUACAACAAAUCUCUAAUGGCCAAAGAAUAACUACUUUCUUAAUGAUUUCGAAUAGCAUCCAUGGCUCUUUGAAGGAAAUAAAACAUCUCUCAUUGAAAGGGCUAUUUUGCCAUACAAGAUAUAAUUGAGGCCAGUUCCAAUUAAAGAUUUUUUGCUACAUUAAUUACACAUUGUAAUGAGGAAGCUAAAGUUAAACUCCCAAAUAUCUAGUUUUUGCUACAAAAUAUUAGAAGUCACUUAAAAAAAAAGUCCAUAACAGUAGUGUUAAAGAUUCAAGAGGUUAUGAAAAAUUACUCUUCUGACUCAUCGUAUUGCAAUUUGCCACAGCUGUUUUAAAACUACAAUAGCAAUACACCUUUUGCCUCCUCCUAAACAUUAUCAGACAAGAGUGACUUUUCAUGACAAUUAUUAUCAAAGGAGGAAGGUUCACUCAAGAGGGUAUUUAUUGUUGUUAUUGCUGUAACUGAUUUCUCAUUUUUUGCAGACUUUAGUCCGUUUUGAUCAUGUUUUUGAUUACACAGCUCACAGAUGAAUUUUUCACUAAUUCAUGGAAUUAUUUUACACACUUUAUGGUGGAAUCCAUCCAUUACGGUGGAUGCAUUGCAUAGUGUAUUACAUAUCUUGAUUAUUCUUUUCAAAGUUUUGGUCGAGUAUAGCACCGGUGUUGUAAAAAUCUGAUUUCUUUUUGCCAUCUAAGGACAAAAUUCAUGCUUUAUCAAUGAAAGCUUCACAAGCACUAAACCACAGCACUUUAAUACUAUAGUAACAAGGAUACAUUACGAUCUUAAUACAAGAGAAAUCAUAUUUAUUAUAUGAAGAUAUAUGAAGGAAUGUCUUACAAUAAUUUACAUGGCAGAGAAUUACAUUCUUACAUAUACAAUCUUCAAAAAGCAAUAAAUAAACAACAUAACAACCAUAAACAUCUGAAUUUAAUAACAUUUCUAUCACUUUAACGGGUUGUAUUGCUUGAUAAAAGUAUCAAGCUUACUCUUAAAUAACUCGCUUUUAAUAGGUUCCUUAAGAUUACAUACUGGAUUUUUAACAAUGUACUCAACGUAAAUUUGGCUAUAAAUUUGUUGUAACAAUUCUCGAACAUUUUGAGCAUUAACAUCAGUGUUAAGGAUAAAUUUCAGUCCAGAAGGUGUUUCGUAAAAGUGUAAAGCGUAUUUACUAGUUUUGUAGUACAAAAAACCCUCUUUUGUAUCCAACGGAGAAAUUUUUCCAACAAAGGAUUUCAGUGAAAACAGCAUUCCGUACAUUAGCUUUGCUUCCUCAUCUCUUGUAAUUCCAGACUGUUUCAAACGAUUCCACUCAGCAUAGUAUAACAAUGUCCCAUAGCGAUCAAAAAUAUAUAAAUUGUGGACGGUUACCAUUAUGCAAAAAAAGUAAUGAAAUUCGAUAACAGUACACUAAUUCCCAAUCUACAAAUUCAAGAGCAGUACUGAUUAACCCGUUUUAUGCACACUAUACAAUUUUGAUUAGCUGAACAAAAUCAAAACAUCCAGUUUCAAACUCCUCGCUGUCAACUUCAAAAGAUCACUUUCGCCGUCAAGCGUAUCGCUAUAGAUGGAAUUUGAUAUCUCGAAUGGCAUCAACUUAACAAUCAUACAUUUCAUGUUACACUAAAACUGCUUAGAGCCACAUGCCUCUAUUCUCAAAAGCAAACAAAAUUGUUAUAUGGAAUAAUAAUAAGAAUCGGUGGUCUACGACCUUGGAAACAAAUGAACGAAGGUACACAAAAUAUUCCCACAUUCAUGGUACUCUGGGAUAUUUUUACAUAAAGUGUUGGCAGUAUUACCGAUCAAUCUGAACUAGCGACAUUUUCGGCAAUUGUGUGGUGUUUUGUUUAUAGUUGGGAAUUAUAAAAUUAGAUUAAUAAAUUGUGAUUUUUGUUAUUCUAGAUGUAUUCAUUUUUGGUUUGUCAGUUCAUAAUUUUCUAAUUAGUGCACGUCAUUAGGUGAUGUAAACGAAAAAUAUUGCAGUAUUGUUCGUGCCCCAUACUAUCCGAUGAUGGUAGAUUAUAAUGUCACAGAAGUCUGCCGCUUAUGCACUUUGAAAAGUGGUGCAAGAAUGCAUAUUUUUGAGAAAGAAGGCGAACAACGCCAGUUGCUGUUCAAGAUUCGGUCUUGUCUUCCAAUUUUUAUAUCAAAAGAUGAUUCACUUCCCAAGAAAAUAUGUCAUAGAUGUGCUUACAAAUUAGAUAUGUUUUAUGAGUUCAGAUUGAAUUGUUUGAAUUCUGAGAACGUGCUCAAAAAUGUUUCAGCAAAAGACUCCACAAACAAUUCCCAGGGAGACGUCAAACCGGAGAAAAUGAAUGACACGGAUAAAGUUAAUUACGGUGAAAGUAUGACGCAGCAUAUUCCACACACGUCUACACUGCAUUUGAAAAACGAAGAUGAAAAAAACGAGAGAGGACCAGGAAAGGAAUUGAGUGAGUGCCAGAACCAAAACGGUGGGCAAUAUACAACAACACUUAAAGUUCCUCUUAUAUCUCAGCCAAGUGGAGAACAGUACCUUAACAAAACAAAUCCCGAGUCAACGUUUGUUAUUCCUGAUGAUGGAAUGGGGUUUGAUGAUGGCGUUCGGGUUCUAAGGGCAUUAGGUACAUGGUCCCCAGAUUAUGGUGGAAACCUUCCACGACCUGGAAUGCUUCCAUUAUCGGAACAUUCAACCUACACAGAAGGAAUGCAGGGAACGUUAAAUGGAGAUUUUGCAGCUCAGAGGAAAGUAUUGCCUUUAAUUGGAGCUCGAGGAAAAAGUGUAAAUGGUAAAAUAAAUGGUGUUGGAGAAGGUUCUCAAGGGAGUAGUAAUACUGGUACUAAUAAAAGUUUUGCUUGCUCUGUAUGUGGGAAAGGAUUAGCUCGUAAAGAUAAACUUGUUAUACACAUGCGUAUUCAUACUGGCGAAAAACCUUACGUAUGUGAAGUUUGCAAUAAGGCUUUUGCUAGGCGUGACAAACUUGUUAUUCAUAUGAAUAAAAUGAAACAUCGUACCCCGUCCAAUGUGGCACCACUGGGAAAGCGCACUAAUAUAGAGAAAGCUAAUAGUCCAAUUGAAAAGAAACAUAUCAAGUGCGAAAAUGAAAAGGAAGUUCAAGUCGGAGGGUGUGCUACUCCACAGCAAUCCACUUCAACCCAAAGUAUCAAUUGGACUUGUGAAUUGUGUGGCCGAAUUUUCAGUACACGAGAUGAAUGGAUGUCACAUGCAAAAGGGCAUCUUGAAGAGAAGAUGAUGGGAAUGACCUCAAUGCUCCCAUCGCAACAGCCGUCAGUGACUAAUCACCUUAACGGUAGUCCUCCCGCACCCCCUGCUUGUUCUAGUGGAGCAGCAUCAUCUGUGGUACCAACUUCGACAGCAUACUUUACUCCCCACAUGCCUACUCAUGUCCAGCAUUAUGGAAGUGAAAGGCAUUUUUGCCUUGUGUGUCGCCAGGAUUUUGGUAAUAAAGCAGAUUUCAUGUUCCAUGUUCGAAGUCACUUUGAAGGGAAACCUCCUGAUUUGGACUUGCUGGCUAGGAGCUGCAGUAGUAAUCUGGUGGACAGUUCAGGUCUUUGUACAUAAGAUUCUUAAAAAAAUGUGCAUUUCUUUUAAUUUGGUAUGUUGUAACAAUUUUAAAUAGGUAGCAUUUGUUUUUCCGAAUUCAUGAACAUAUAAUUUUCUGUUGGAGUCAGGAAAAAGGCGGAUAACUUACAUGUUAAAACCCUGAUUAUAUAUCUUAAAAGAUUUUUUCCUGCACGAAAAAACCAAGCUCUAAUUUUAUUGUUAGGUAAUAUUUAGUAAUGGCAGAGGGGUUAUAGACUUUGCUUAAUUCUUGUCUGCAAUUUCUAAGACAAGCUCCAAUUUUUCCUCUUUAUCCAUCACUUGUGGACUGAGCAAAAGGCUGUGUUUUUAAUUGCAACAUUAGUUGAAUCCUAUUUCAGUAUGAUACAGAUUUUUAUUUUGAUACUUGGUAAUUAUGUUGUAAAUAAUGGAUGAUUUCUAUUAUUGGAAUUUUAUAGAUUGUAAACAUAGGAUGUAUGACAUUGGGACUUAUAGUAUUUGGCUUCCAACAAGAAGUGAGACUGAAGUGCUGCUGGACAAAUUUAUUCUUGUUUGCACUUUAAAUUGAAAGAUUAUAUCUAUUUCUUGUCAUUUAAUUUGUUUUGGAUUUUAUGGAUUUAUUUUACAAAAUUUAAUAAUUAACUCUUACACAUGCACUUUCUUUAUGCUCUUUGUAGAAUAUAUUUUAAAAUGGUGGGUGAUUUUAGUUUCAAAAGGGUCUCAACCAGUUUGCAUGCUUUUCCUUUAAAAUUGUUUGUGUUGUUGGAAUUGUGUAGUUGAUUCCGUGAUCAUAGGAUUAAAGUCCUUGUAUUAUUUCAUUGAAUUUGCAUACUUUCAGAAGGAAAUUUGGAAGUCUACUCUGAUAAGUGAAUUCAGAAAAUAUAACCUGGUGCUCAGGAAGCUAAUAUGCCAAUCCCCAAGGGGUUCUAAUAUAUUUUUUGUAUCAGUCUUGAAUAUCCUUUUUGAACUUCCUAGACUUAGCCAGCAGCACUCUCCCAGACCAAUUACUGGAAAAACUAAUCUUGUAUCAAAUGUUAGAAUAGUUUAAUGUCCAAUCAUACGUUCCAUGCCAUAUACCAGGGUUGUUCAACUUGCAGCUCGGGGGCUGCAUGCGACCCAUGGUGCCAUUUAAUGUGGCUUGCGAAAGGUUAUUAGUCAAAAGUGAAACGCCCUUGCAUCCAUGUCAGGCAAGAACAUUGUGCACCUAGGGCACAUGCCCUGCUGCUAUCAAUAGCAUCUUGAUAUAAAAAUGGGUUAAUUGUAGAUGUAUGAAUUUCCUCCCAGUAAAUUAUGAAAUUCAAAAUCAUCCCAGUGUGUACACUACGUUAUGAUCUGAUAUCACGCAUGGUUGCAGCCUGACAAACUGCUGAUAUCAACAAUACAGGAAAGUUUAGAGUGGAUAGCCCAAAUAAUGAAAACAUGGCCCUCAAUCAAAUUAAAGGUUUUAGUUGUGGUCCUAGAGGCCCCACAAGUUUGAUACCACAGCCAUAUACCAUAGGUAUCCAGAUGUAAUAAUAUUUGAUUAUCAACAUUAUUUAAAUGAAAAUAAUUUUCCUUUGAGUUAAUAAGCUGAUUGUACGUAAGGGCUCAAUUUAAAGAUGAAAAUUAAAACAAAAACUCUUGAAAUUUUCUCAUGUCUGGUAACCAAGAACAAUUGGUCAAAGAAGACAUGUAGUCUCCAAUAGAAGUUUCAGGAUUCUGUGAAUUGAUAAUGUUUGAAGGUUUUUGAUGUAUUGGAACUUUAUGGCAUUGAAUAAAGUAUAUGAAACUUGUCAAUGCAGAGGAGAAGACAGAGAAUGUCUCAAGGCUCGCUGGAGACGAGGAACCUGGGACCCUCGAUGUUAUAUGAAGGGGCUGGACAAGAAAGUGCUCCCUGGAGGAUUGGCAUAUCAUGAUAGAGUAAUUUCCAAGAGCAAGUGUUUAUGCUGGGUGUUGUUAUAGAAACCUCAACCCUCCACCAGGCUGUCUGUAUUUAAUAUUCCCCAGCAUAAAUUUUACAAAAUUUUCAUUAGAAUGAAGCACAGCUGGGAAGGUAUCUGUUCAUUAAAAUUCUAUCUACCAUUUGGUAAACUUGCAUCCAUUGUUGUAUAUGUACCCAAGCGAGUUAAUAGAGAUUUUAUGCAAGUGUCCUGUCUGGUCUACAAAAUUCUCCACACAAAUAAUAUAAAAACAUUUUACGUUCUCUUGAGGGAGGGUAUUUCUUUUAAAUUUAUAUAAAAAACAAUGCAAUGAAUCUACUAUUCUUAGAAGAAACAUUUCAUUGCUUCUAUUAUAAGUGGCUUAUAAUAAUAUGCCAAAAUUGUCAAGAUAAUAAUUGUCAUAUAAAAUAUGUCAAUUUAACAAUUCAAAAUAUGUCAAAAUAAUAAUGUAAUGUCAAUAAAUAUGUCAUAUUACAGCAAUAUAAUAAUUUGUCAAAACCCUAUGUCUAAAUUGGAUGGCUAACAAUUGCAUCUCUCUACUUUAAUUUGGACAUUUAGAUGUAUAGUUCUUUUUUCAUUUGCUUGUUUUAUUAUGGUUAGAAUACUACCUCUAGAUUAAAAAGCCAACCAUGGUGGGCAUUGUGAAAAGAAAUGAAAGAAAACAACAAUUAAGGAAUAAAUAUGUUUAUUAAACCUUUAAAAAUUGAAAUAAACGAAACAACUAAAGAAAGUAAAUACAUAUUUUACAUUUACAAAACUUAAAUUCCCUUAAUUGAAAUUAAACGGAAUAAAUCUACAUAAUAGAACAUUUUUAUAUUCUAUAAACUCAACCUUCUGAGUGCCACAGGCUUCCUGAGGUUUUAAAUAUGCCCUUAACCACUGAGGUGGUCUAGGGACUACACGCUCUCUUCCAAAAAUUAGGAGCUUAACUUUUUAUACAUUAUUAUUAUUAUUGUUAUUAUUAUUAUUAUUAUUAUUAUUAUUAUUAUUAUUAUUAAUUCUAAUAUUUGCAGAAUGUCAAAAAUAAUCAAACAUUACAAUGAAUAUUUUGAUGAUAAUUCGACAUGGUAACAAUCUAAAAUCUAAGAAAACAAGUAAAAAUAUUUUUAUAGUCUGUGUACAAAAUCAGCUGCAUGCCUGCUUUUGUAGCAAAUACGCACUCCUGCUUGAGGUCUGGGUAUGAGAAGGGUGUGGGUGAAGAAGGGAAAAUGUGAUGCUGUAGAGGCAGGCACUGUGCCAAAUGAAUGCAUUGAGGAGGUUGUUGAGGCCAGUACUCCCUUAUCAUGUCUGCUUAUUUUGAAGACCUUUCAUAUUCUCUGUCUUCAAAUGAUUUGAACACCACAGUUUGCUGAAGUUUAGUCACUCAGAAAGAUUCUGUGUAUGUUGAUUUCUUUAGUUGAAGUAAAAAUAAAUUUUACAGUGAACUUUUGUUACCUUUAUGCUUUGUGAUUAUUACAUUCAUAUAGAAUAAGAUAUUUUAAAAUACAUGCACGUUCUAAUACCUGUCUGUUGGGUUUUCCAGAAAGUAAAGGUUGAAAAGUUUUAACCAUUUGUAGGCUGAGAUUUCAGUGCUGAUCACUGGGGUUGCAGGAAUGGAAGCAGGGUGCCCCUGGUUCCACUAAAAUAUUUUUUCCGAAACACUAGUAAAAAUAUUACUUUUAAAUUCAAAAUGUGAAUAAAUGAAUAAUGAAAUUUAUAAAUUAAAUGAUAAUACUAACAUGCUUAGCAUCUGGUAAUGUAUUGAAGAUGAGUUUUUGAAAUACUCUUACUCUACACCCACCCAUACAGCUCGAUGCUAGCUCUUAAGGUGUUCGAAAAAAUGGAUUGGUCUUUUCCUUCAGUAUCUGCUGUCCACUAUAUGUCAUGUUGGUUGCAUAUUGAGUUUCAGGUUGUGCUUGGAAUGAGCUGUAUGUUAGUCGUUUCUAGUAAUUUGGAGAAGUUGCCUUGACUUCUAAAUUUGUAUCUCUUAAAUCAUUGAGUUCGUACGCAUCUGAAAAUUCUGAUACACGAGAUCAAGACAAUGUAGUGUGGUUAUCUCUGCUCCUCAAUUAUCACUUGGCAUAUUGGAAACUUCAUACUCAUUACAGAAUUUGUAGAAUAUCAAUUGCAAAAUGAUUUCCUUUAAUUUAUCUUAAACAAAAUGCAUCUGAAGUUGAGUCAUGGUUGUGGUUACUAACAAUAGAGAAAUUAUAUAAACAAUUAGAUACUGUGGUGCCAGAGAGGUUCUCCUUUUAGUUGGAUGUCAUUUAAAUGAUCGUGAUGCAUGUAAUGACAGAUGUCAAAAGACAGAAAAAUUUGUUCUUGGAAUGCAGAAAUGCAUUCUGGUAAAUUAUUCAUGUAAUCUUUGGAGAAAGGAAAUCACUUUACCUGUAAAGUGUAAUGCCUAAAUAGCUACUAAAACUUAAAUGAAAUUGAAUGUUGGAGAGUUCCAUGUAAAGAACACAAUAGUGAAAAACUUAAUGUGUGCAAUGUGAUCAAAACUUAAAGACAAAUUCUUUUGGUCAACAAAAAUACAAUUGAAGUGGGUUUCAUGGAUGUAAUGUGGAAAGAAAUAAUUACAAUACUUGGGCUAAAGAAAUUUGUAUUCAAAGCUCUUUCUGAUAAAGUGAAAAUGAAACUAACAGAGAAAAAUUAAAAUAAAAAAGGUACAAUUUUUCAGA